AUUAGUACUGAUCCUGAGCACGUCAGCAGGGAUUGAUCCAGCUGGUAGCUCAUGCUGACCUCGAGGACAUCACCACACUAACAAACACAUGUUUGUGUACUUUGAUACCUGGGAAGUCCCUCAUUGACUCAAUGUAUCUCAGAGAUCACAUAUUGCCCACUAAAUCUCGGUUUCUCGUGAUGAACCUACUGUAUUCAGUCUGUGCGCUGCGGGUUUUUUUUGUCUCAUCUCAAUGCUCGUCCGACCCUUUGAUUCUGUCAUCGUUCCAAGAAAAGCUUUUUCAUGACUUCCUCUGCAACAGACAGUCGCACCUCACUCGGCAUCCUCUGCUUUUUCAGCAUUUAGCGAAACCACCCCGCAACAAAACACAGCUUUGUCGUCAGUGCUGUAGCGACCAUGCUGGUAGCCUUCACCUUGGCCUCCCUGAGCCUCUCUGUCUGGGCGUCUGACCUCUGCCCCCCAAUCUGCCAAUGCCUCCACAAUUUCACCACUGUUGUGUGCCAGGACAAAGGACUCGAGCGGAUCCCCGAGCUGCCGCAGGGCACAGAGCGGCUGUACGUGCCAUACAAUGCGAUAGAGGAAAUACCGCGGCAGGGGCUGGAGGAGCUGAAGGUCCUGGACCUGACUAAGAAUCAGCUGACUGCCUUCCUAUCCCUCAACCCAGUUUGGCCAAAUAUGGCAAAGUUGUUGAAGCUCUUCCUACGCGACAAUGACCUGAGGUCUCCACACCCUGGUCAGUUUCUAAACUGCCCCGCUCUCACCAUACUCGACCUGAGUGAGAACCAGAUUGAACAUCUGCCGACUGGAUGCCUCCGCGGAUUAGCUAAUCUGAAGACGUUGUUCUUGAACUUUAACCAAAUUCAAACGUUACAGGUUGGUUUAUUGGAAGGGGCCUUCGCCCUGACUGAACUCAACCUUAGCCACAACAAUAUAGGAAACAUAGAGGAAGGUGUGUUCAGGAACUCCAUUGCGUUGGAGAAACUCGUUCUAUCCAGGAAUAGAAUCACAAGCGUGGGCGAGGCCAGCUUCAGAGGAGCGACGGGUCUCCAGCAGCUUGACCUGAGUGGGAACUUGCUGGCCGCUGUUCCGGCUGAGGCAUUGAGGGGUGUGGACGGCCUCAGGUAUCUGCAUCUACAGAUGAACAGCCUCACAGACCUUCAAGACGAUUGCUUCUUCACAUUGGGCAGAUUGGUUCAUCUAGACUUGAGCAACAACAAGCUGACCAGUCUGUCAGAGGGGUCACUGAGAGGCCUGACUGCGCUGAGUGAACUGGACCUCAAUUCUAACCGCAUAGAUUUCCUACCUGCGAAGGUCUUCAAGGACCUGACCAACCUCACGUUGCUUGAUUUGUACAGCAACCAACUGACAACUCUUCCUUCGGACGUGUUUAGCAGCUUGAACAACCUGCAGGACCUGCAGCUGGACUGCAAUCAGAUCUCCGACAUACCAGUAGGGGUGUUUGAUUCCCUUCUAGGACUCAAUGAGCUACAGGUGUCGAACAACCGGAUCCCGAAUCUCCAACCGGCUCUGUUCAACGAGCUGAAGUCACUGCAGAACCUGAACUUGGAACACAACGCUCUUAGUCACCUUCCCAACGGCCUUUUCCACAAGCUGAGGGCCCUCAAAGAGCUCCACCUCAAUGACAACCACAUCAGGUCCAUAGAUGCCUCAAUCUUCCACCGUUUGGUGAAAUUAUUUUUGCUGAACCUCUCUCGCAACAAUCUCACCUUUCUACACCCGGACCAGUUCAGAGACCUCACAGGUUUGAAAGAGCUUAGACUAAAUGAAAACCACAUAGCCAACCUCCAUCCUACAGGCCUGUUCCGGAUCCUGACAAAUCUUAGCACACUGGACCUGGACAAUAAUCAGAUCUCAGAGCUGUCUCCCGAUGACUUUGUCGGGCAGACGCACCUUAAAGAGCUCAGAUUGAGCUCCAAUCAACUCCGCAACAUACCACCCAACACCUUCGAUCCACUCCACUCGCUCCACAAGCUUCAGCUAAAGCACAACAGCCUGACUAGUUUACACCCUCAGCUCUUCGCUGGACUCUCAAAGCUCACAGACCUCAACUUGGAGGGGAACAAGCUGGGUCACCUGCAGCCGGACGCAUUCCGAGGACUCACAAAACUCCAGCGAUUGAGCUUGAAGAGCAACCAGCUGAGAGCAGUGGAGAACGGGACCUUGGAGCCUUUGGGACAGUUGAGCUCGGUGUAUCUGUCAGGUAACCUGUGGGACUGCACCUGUGCACACAUCCUCUACAUCAGCAGCUGGGUACACACGCACAGAGAGAAGCUCAGGGACCAGCCUGUUUGUUUCGUCUCCUCUUCUUCACACUCAACCGAGGAGCGACCGCUUUCCAAGGCAGCUGUGUCUCCCCGUCAGUUGCACGAUGACUGUGUCGCAAAUUCUGCAAGCGGCUCUUCGCUUUCGUGCUCACGACUCUUCCUCACAGUCAUGGGCCUGCUGUGGCAACUUCUGUGGUUUUGUGUUCUCUGAAUGAUUCUUCCUGCCUUUGCUUUUCAAGGCUUUUUGCACCCUGACCUCAAUAUAGCGAGUUUGACUAUGUUUGAAUAUGUUUGACUAUGUAUUUAAAUGAUUCUGCAGAGGUGUCAAUGAUUUAAUUGACAAAGGAUGAGGAUAAUAGAUUAAAUGUGGAUGUUAGCAGACGUGAUUUUGGUAAAACAAAUAAGUGGUGCAGUUCCAACUUGUAAAGUGGUAUAAAGCCUCAACAUAAGACAACAUGGACAGUUUCGUAAUUCACUUCACCUCUUUGUACAGCUUGUGAUCCUGCACACUGUGAUUAAAUGAG
Molecule: messenger RNA, 2809 nt
Organism: Gasterosteus aculeatus aculeatus (three-spined stickleback)
Lineage: Eukaryota; Metazoa; Chordata; Actinopteri; Perciformes; Gasterosteidae
Molecular function (GO): protein binding
Source: RefSeq, a predicted model, not a curated record